This is a messenger RNA of Dracunculus medinensis (Guinea worm), 1608 nucleotides long. NCBI's taxonomy places the organism in Eukaryota, Metazoa, Nematoda, Chromadorea, Rhabditida, Dracunculidae. The record is from the annotation of a GenBank genome assembly.
AUGGUGAUACGCGCAAAAAAUGCCACAUUGGUGGUGCUUGGCGAUAUUGGUCGUAGUCCGCGAAUGUGUUAUCAUGCCAAAUCAUUGGCUGAUAAAAAUUAUCGAGUUCAAAUCGUCGGUUAUUUCGAUACACAACCACAUCCUCAAAUAAGUGAACAUCCAAAUAUACGUAUCGUUCCACUGCGAAAUCCUCCAAGUUUUAUCAAUAAUUUGGGACAAAUUUUAUCGCUUAUUCUUAAAUUUUUGUGGACAACAAUUAUGCUUCUAUCCGCUUUAAUUUUUCGCGUUGACUGGCCAUUAUUAAUUUUAAUGCAGAAUCCACCAGGCGUUCCUUCAAUGUUGGUUUGCUGGCUGAGCGCUCGUUUGAAGCGAGCUCAGUUUAUCAUCGAUUGGCAUAACUACACUUAUACAGUUUUACGAGAAAAGUAUGGAAUCGAAGAGUUGCGCGUGGAACGUUUUAUUGAUAAUGCUUCGAACGUUUCAAGAGCAUCGGAUGAAAUAUCUCUAAAAUCGAAUCAAGGCGAAAUACGCGGACGCCGUAUGACAAAAGUAGAACGUGCUGUUCAAGUUGCGGCUGCCGUUGCCCAUAAAAAGAAAAAGAAUGUGGAAAAACGUAAAAAGAUCUCUCUACUUCAAAGAUUCGUUGAGCGUGUUUAUUAUUGGGAAGGAUAUUUUGGUCGUCGAGCCGACCUAAACCUUUGUGUAACACACGCUAUGCGACAAGAUAUGUGUUAUGCGUGGGAUAUACAUUCUGCAACAUUAUAUGAUCGACCACCUUCAUGGAGUUUUCAUAAACUUAAUAAAGAGGAAUAUCAUCAGUUCUUUUUAAAUCUCAGCCAGUCUAAUUUCGACGAUUUUAAAUCAUUUAUUGGAGAUCCUAAAGCUAAUGAAAUUAACGAAUCAUGUUGUGAGGUGAAUAGAUUCUCAUAUCGAGAUGCAAGUGGUGAAAUUUGCCUGCGAAAUGAUCGUCCAUUUCUCAUGAUAUCGUCCACAAGUUGGACUGAAGACGAAGAUUUUUCACUUCUUUUGGAUGCUUUACGUGAAUAUGAUAGUAUCGCAAGGCUUUCAACUAAAUCUAAUCCUCAAACUUGUCUGCCGCAUAUUUUGUGCGUAAUUACUGGCAGAGGUCCACUGAAAUCACAUUAUGUUAGUCGAAUUGAAUAUCUACAAAUGCAGCAUAUCGAAAUCAUUACUCCAUGGUUUGAAGCCGAUGAUUAUCCUCGUAUUUUGGGAUGUGCUGAUAUUGGUGUGUCUCUUCAUAUUUCCACAUCGGGACUCGAUUUACCAAUGAAAGUGGUGGAUAUGUUUGGAAGUGGUUUACCAGUUAUCGCUAAGCGUUUCCCAUGCAUUACCGAAUUAGUUUCAGAUGGUCGUAAUGGCCGCCUAUUUGAUAAUUCCCAUGAACUGUUCCAAAUUAUUAAGUCGCUUGCAUGUGGAUUUCCACUGCAUUGCUUGCAGUUAAACACGCUACAAAAUGAUGUUGAAAAUUACAGCUUUAUUUCAUGGGAGGAAAAUUGGGACGCAUGUGUUUGGCCAUUAAUCGCCAAUUAUGGUGCGCCACCUGCGGAUGAAGUUGCUCGUCGACAAAGGUAUUGCCUUUCUGGUUGA